This is a messenger RNA of Penicillium roqueforti, 1455 nucleotides long. RefSeq lists its product as uncharacterized. The transcript has 3 exons. The record is from RefSeq and is a predicted model, not a curated record. Gene Ontology annotation, biological process: positive regulation of transcription by RNA polymerase II. Bases 1 to 1455 code for a protein of 484 amino acids. Lineage: Eukaryota; Fungi; Ascomycota; Eurotiomycetes; Eurotiales; Aspergillaceae. Gene Ontology annotation, cellular component: RNA polymerase II transcription regulator complex. Gene Ontology annotation, molecular function: DNA-binding transcription factor activity; protein dimerization activity.
AUGGAUCCUGCUGUCGCACAUCGCCCAUGGGAGGCAGUCUCAGGGCCUCAGUCGACUGCAGGCUCCACGCAAACUCUCCCAUCUAUCUCAACCCUCACCGCAAAUAUGCCAGGGACCGGGGCCCCCGCCGAGAAAUCCCCCGGGAAUGGUUCGCUGAAUACAAUUGAGCGUGACUCCGGGAAUUGGUCAAUGCCGCAAAGCACAAGAUCGUCUACCUACUCUACAGCGACCAAUGGCACCGGCAACAACUAUCCCUCCCUCAGCUUUAUCUCCGCGUCGCAACCCUCUCCGAAUCGCGGACAUCCGGCUGUCGACCGCUCCCCUUAUCCCCACGAUCAAUCCACCACCCCUUCCUCCGCUGGCACUCAACAACCCUCUCCCAACUUCGGCCAGCCGAAUUCCACCCUCCCUUCAAUCAACCAGAACUACGAAGCUCCCUCCCAACGAGUGAGCGUGGCCGAGACCAUUGAGUCUCGGCGCAGCAGUGUCGACAGUCGCAUGAACCAAGGGAUCAGUUCUCUGGCAAUCAACCCGGCCUCGCCCUACCACAGCACCAAUGCCUCCCAAUCAUCCAUCGUUUCAAGUCUACAAAGGGAGCGAGGGAUUCCGACCGACAUGAAUUCAUACCGGGGACCUCGGUACUCAGGAGGGAACCAGCCACUCUCUCCGCUAGGCCCUCGCGCAACCGACCAGCAGCGGAGUUUUGCAGCCGGUCGCACUGCUCCGGCCAUUUCCUCGAAUCCUCGGUCGGAGAUUUACAAUGCUGAAGCACCCACGGCGGGUAUGGCAUAUGCCUUCCCGGACCCGGCCGUGGCGCGCUCAAGCUCUGUCAGCUCGAAGGGAGAAUCCAACCCUGCGUUUUCCCGGAAGGGAAGUAUGGCGGAGUCUAUGAAUAGCAUGUACUCGGAACGGAUGCCACGAGGUCAACACGACCUACCCCAAAAUGUACACCACCACCACUCCCUCCAACACAAGGCAGUAAGAGAGUUGAUCGGCGAAGAAGACGGUCCGCCCGGCAGCACACCGUACAGCCGUACGCCCGAACUGCGCGUAACGCACAAACUAGCCGAGCGCAAACGGCGAAGCGAGAUGAAAGACUGCUUCGAAGCGCUCCGGCUGCGUCUACCGCCCGGGCAAACCAACAAAUCCAGCAAAUGGGAGACGCUCACACGGGCAAUUGAUUACAUAGCAAUGCUGGAGAAAACCGUCGCGCAAUCGCAGCGCGACCGGGCCGUUAUGCAGUCCGAGAUAGAUGAGAUGCGCGCUCAGCUCCAGCAAGCCAACGGCGUCCCCCGCCCCAUGUUCGACCACCACCAAAUGAACUCCCAGGUCAAUGGCCAGGGCCCCUACAACGGGUUCGGCAAUGCCGUGACCCAGGAGCAGCCGCGUACGCUACCGCCUCUUAUGAACGGCUCCAGUGCGCCUAUGCAGGGCAUUGAGUAUGAGCGACGGUAG